AUGAUAUUAGGCUCCCAAGAACAUGUGGCUAUACCUUUUCAAAAGAGGCUGAGAGGAAUUCGCCUCUCAGCAUGCGCCCUUUUCUUCUUUGGCUACCUUUUUCCCCCCUCUCUUAUCGCGCUCCGAAUCUCUAUCUCCACUCUCACAGCGGGGUAUCUCAUUAUUAUUGCAUCUGAUGACAACAUCGGAGUAUACGAUGUAGCGAUAGACCGCUUCUUAUAUUCGGAUGGUUUCCAUGAUGCUUCUCCAUGGAAUAAUGAAAUAUUGACUGAGAAACCCAUAGAUCGAGUUCCGAUCCACACACAUCGUGAGAUCGUGGCAACCUUUCAGCUUUCAAUAUGGCCCGGGUCUAGCUCUCAGCUCCCCUUGCAUCUGCAUACCAGGUGA
This is a messenger RNA of Penicillium samsonianum, 387 nucleotides long. RefSeq lists its product as uncharacterized. The record is from RefSeq and is a predicted model, not a curated record. The transcript has 2 exons. Lineage: Eukaryota; Fungi; Ascomycota; Eurotiomycetes; Eurotiales; Aspergillaceae. The coding region runs from base 1 to 387 and encodes 128 amino acids.